Pezoporus occidentalis (night parrot) is the source of this 2707-nucleotide messenger RNA. RefSeq names its product tumor protein p73 (gene TP73). Bases 145 to 2094 code for a protein of 649 amino acids. Gene Ontology annotation, biological process: protein tetramerization; regulation of transcription by RNA polymerase II; apoptotic process. NCBI's taxonomy places the organism in Eukaryota, Metazoa, Chordata, Aves, Psittaciformes, Psittacidae. Gene Ontology annotation, molecular function: protein binding; DNA-binding transcription factor activity, RNA polymerase II-specific; RNA polymerase II cis-regulatory region sequence-specific DNA binding. The record is from RefSeq and is a predicted model, not a curated record. Gene Ontology annotation, cellular component: nucleus. The transcript has 14 exons.
UCGACAAGGAGGGCGGCUGCGUGGUUAGAGCUGGUGUCACCCAUCGUGACCACGCAGCCGGGGCGGUGCGGAGCUGCUCUGUGCUGAAGGGAAAGGCCUGGCUCCUUCCUGAAGCUCCUGCUGCCUUGGGGCAGGGAAAGCAGCAUGGAAGCAGGAGUGGUUUAUCCUCUGUCAGACUCCCCCUCCGGGAAGAUGUCCCAGUCCUCGCCCGCUGAUGAAGGCACAACGUUUGAGCACCUCUGGAGCACGCUGGAGCCAGACAGCACCUACUUUGACCUCCCUCCAUCCAACCACGCCAGCAGCAAUGAGGUCUCCAACCGCACGGAGGUCACGAUGGAUGUCUUCCAGAUGAGGAGCAUGAAUGACUCGGUCAUGUCCCAGUUCAAUUUGCUGAACAACAGCAUGGAUCAGAGCAUCGGCAGCAGAGCAGCCUCCACCAGCCCCUACAGCUCCGAGCACACCUCCAAUGUCCCAACGCAUUCGCCCUACUCGCAGCCCAGCUCUACCUUCGACGCCAUGUCCCCAGCUCCCGUCAUCCCCUCCAACACUGACUACCCUGGUCCCCACCACUUUGAGGUGACCUUCCAGCAAUCCAGCACCGCCAAGUCGGCCACCUGGACAUACUCCCCCCUGCUGAAGAAACUCUACUGCCAGAUCGCCAAGACAUGUCCCAUCCAGAUCAAGGUGUCCUCGCCGCCUCCGCCGGGCACCAUCAUCCGGGCCAUGCCCAUCUACAAGAAGGCAGAGCACGUCACCGAGGUGGUGAAGCGCUGCCCCAACCACGAGCUCGGCCGCGACUUCAAUGAUGGCCAGGCAGCCCCCGCCAGCCACCUCAUCCGCGUGGAAGGCAACAACCUCUCCCAGUACGUGGAUGACCCCGUGACGGGAAGGCAGAGCGUGAUGGUGCCCUAUGAGCCUCCACAGGUGGGGACCGAGUUCACCACCAUCCUGUACAACUUCAUGUGCAACAGCAGCUGCGUGGGAGGGAUGAACAGGAGGCCCAUCCUCAUCAUCAUCACCCUGGAGACACGAGACGGCCAGGUCCUAGGGAGGAGAUCCUUCGAGGGCCGCAUCUGUGCCUGCCCGGGCAGGGACCGCAAGGCUGAUGAGGACCAUUACCGGGAGCAGCAAGCCCUGAAUGAGAGCGCAGCCAAGAACGGCAGCACCAACAAGCGCACGUUCAAGCAGAGCCCUCAGGGCAUCCCAGCACUAGGGGCUGGCAUUAAGAAGCGACGGCACGGGGAGGAAGAGAUGUAUUAUGUGCCUGUGCGAGGCCGGGAGAACUUCGAGAUCCUGAUGAAGAUAAAGGAGAGCCUGGAGCUGGUGGAGCUGGUCCCGCAGCAGCUGGUUGACUCCUACCGGCAGCAGCAGCAGCAGGUCCUGCAGAGGCAGACCCAGCUGCAGACACCGUCCUCCUACGGCCCCGUCCUUUCACCCAUGAACAAGGUCCACGGCGGAGGCAUCAACAAGCUGCCCUCGGUGAACCAGUUGGUGGGGCAGCCCGCACAGCACGGCUCCGGCUCCGCGCCCGGCCUCGCACCCAUGGGACCCGGAAUGCUGAACAGUCACCCCAUGCAGCCCAAUGGAGAGAUGAAUGGGGGCCAUGCGUCCCAGUCCAUGGUGUCCGGAUCACACUGCACCCCCCCGCCGCCCUACAACCCCGACCCCAGCCUCGUCAGUUUUUUAACAGGAUUGGGGUGUCCAAACUGCAUCGACUAUUUCACCUCCCAGGGCUUACAGAACAUUUACCACCUGCAGAACCUAUCCAUAGAGGACCUCGGAGCACUGAAGAUCCCGGAGCAGUACCGCAUGGUCAUCUGGCGAGGGCUGCAGGAGCUCAAGCAGAGCCACGACUACGGCGCGCAGCAGCUCCUGCGCUCCAGCAGCAACGCCUCCACCAUCUCCAUCGGCAGCUCGGGGGAGCUGCAGCGGCAGCGGGUGAUGGAGGCCGUGCACUUCCGCGUGCGCCACACCAUCACCAUCCCCAACCGCGGCGCUGCCGACGACUGGGCAGACUUCGGCUUCGACCUCCCCGACUGCAAAUCCCGCAAACAGUCCAUAAAGGAGGAAUUCACGGAGGGGGAGAUCAACUGAGGGGCUCCCGUGAGCCAGAGACCCGGGGCGGGGGGGAUGAACCCCGCUCUGAAAGACAUUUUCAGCCUUGGGUGGCUGGAGCAGUGUGACGGUGGUGUCUGGAGGGGGACUGCAGCCCUGUGCCACAGCACGGCCCCAGGCGGUGCUGGCUUCGGGGGAGGUGAUGAGGAGGGCGGCUGAUGCCGUCGCAGGAUGGAGCACGGAGAGCAGGCACCGUGGCUCUUACCGGAGCAGCCCCACGGGGGUGGAUGCGGCGUUGCUGUCCCCUUUGGAAGACCGGCCUUUGGCACCGCCUGCCCCCGUUCUGUGCUCUCCGUGGUGUCCAGAACUGAGAGGCUGUCACUGCUGUACACGGACUCAGCCCUGCCCCGUCCCGUGCUCUGCACACUCGCCAGCGGGACGCACCCGCUCUGCUUCCCCAGCGGACUGCCAGGAAGUCCCCAUCCCCUUCAGUUCUUUGUAGAGCCAAACCUGUUUGUUCCCCCACGUGUUCAUGUACUUAACUAUUGGUGUAUAUAAACAGAAGCGAUUGUACAUACGUAUCCUCAUCGUGCUCUAAGGAGAAAAGAUUUAUUUUCAUGUAAGCUAUAAAAAUUGAUACUUACUCCUGAGA